UAGAUCCUUCCAACCUCUUCGAUCUCCUUGCAUGUACAGCCAAACUUCGUGCGUCGAACCUGCGACUUUCUGCAUUCGAUGAUGCCCUCGGGUCUCUUCUCCCGAUCUCCGUGAAGAACGAGCUGGAUUGUCUCGACACAGUCAAUCUCGUGACGCGAUUCCACACCUAGAUCCACGACCUCGAACCCGAUACCUCCCGAGUCGACCAAUCUUCUCAAUGCUACGCAUGGACGGGCAUAUAUGCAGCAUUCGUCGACGGGGAUUCUCCAACACCUCGCCCAACUGCGUGUGCUGCUCACCUGGUUACUGAAGGAAGAGCGGUUUAGCAUGUUUCGUGUCGGCGGAUAGGUCUAAAGGGUAUUCCCGUCACUGUGGUUGCAUACACUCCCGGUACGGCAGCUCGGGCUCGAAGUGCUUUGAGCCUCGACUCAGUUUCCUCACGACAAUCACCUCGAAGACGCUCUCCUUGGCCGAGGUGCAGAUGGAUGCCUGGCAACCGAUCUAUGUCGCUUUCAUCCUUACGGCGACUGAAAGCGGUCAUGGCGAUCAACAGAUCCACCGGGCCCAGGUGCCGACACGGAAAGCUCAUUUUGUAUUCCUCUCAGCUGCCGAGUUCACGAUGGAGAGAGCGUUCUGGUUACUCUUGCCGCUUUCUGCAUUCCAGCCCACCCGCUCACGCGAGAUCUGCCUGACAUUGCCCACAAUGAAGAAUCCUCGAGCGCCGGACUUGGAGCUCGCACUGUCUGUCUAAUUUCG
Mycena citricolor is the source of this 756-nucleotide messenger RNA. NCBI's taxonomy places the organism in Eukaryota, Fungi, Basidiomycota, Agaricomycetes, Agaricales, Mycenaceae. The record is from the annotation of a GenBank genome assembly.